Acipenser ruthenus (sterlet) is the source of this 8342-nucleotide messenger RNA. Its product is annotated as band 4.1-like protein 1. Gene Ontology annotation, molecular function: structural molecule activity; actin binding. The record is from RefSeq and is a predicted model, not a curated record. Gene Ontology annotation, cellular component: cytoskeleton; plasma membrane. The transcript is spliced from 27 exons. Lineage: Eukaryota; Metazoa; Chordata; Actinopteri; Acipenseriformes; Acipenseridae. Bases 538 to 5505 code for a protein of 1655 amino acids. Gene Ontology annotation, biological process: cortical actin cytoskeleton organization.
UGCAAAUGCAGUAGCUGCUCCUGCUGCUGCUGCUGUGUUUACUUAACUUCGCAUCCACCCACUCUCUCCAUUUUUGCAGACUCUGGGAUUUUAUAUAGUGACCUGGACCAAGCUGUCUGUAGGAUUGUGGGAGAACAAUUAAGAAAACAUAGAAACGAUAGAGAAAGAAAGAUCAAAAUCGAUCCCCGAGCUGUGAGUCGGUGGAACUGUCAUACCGACGUUCUUAUUGGUGUUGCGUUAGCAAGACAGAGGCAGUCGCUUGCAUUUUAAUGCGCCCACAGCCUGCUUCGCUCAUACCGACGCUGUCGUCUGCGUGAUCUCAGAUCUUAGGAAAGCGUCUCUCUCACUCUCUUUCGCUUCCUCCCUCUCUCUCUCUCUCUCUCUCAAGCUCUUCCAUUCUCUCUCGGAGUAUCUCCAGUGGUAGGGAAAAGAAGCAGCGGGGCGGUGGCGGUCCGGGUUGAAUUGCACGCACCCACCUCAAUGAUUUACAUCAGGAGACACUGACAGACGGAUCUCCUGGUAAAGUGCGCUGUAACCAUGACGACGGAGACGGGCGUGGAGGUGGAGGUGAAAAAAGCAGCAGAGGAGCCUCCCCAGCAGCAGGGGGCAGCGGUGAACACGCAGGACGGCAAUAGACCCAAGCAGGGUCAUGACGGAAAGCUACCUGAAGACCGGGAUUUGGGGGAUGGGGAUGAUGUCUCAGAGAAGACCACCCCCAGCAAGAUCCCCAAAUCCCCCCAGAAAUCCUCCAAGAGGCUAAAGACCAUCCCAUUUAAAGUGACCCUGCUGGACACCUCUGAGUACGAGGGCGAGAUUGAGAAACACAGCCGAGGACAGGCUCUCCUCGACAUGGUGUGUGAGCACCUCAACCUUUUGGAGAAGGAUUACUUCGGGUUGACGUUCUGCGACACGGACAGUCAGAAGAACUGGCUGGACCCUUCAAAGGAGAUCAAGAAACAGAUGCGCACUGCCUCGUGGCAUUUUGCCUUUUCAGUCAAGUUCUACCCACCCGACCCAUCCCAGCUAACCGAGGACAUCACCAGGUAUUACCUGUGCCUGCAGCUCCGGGAUGAUAUCCUGUCGGGCCGGCUGCCCUGCUCCUUCGUCACGCACGCUUUGUUGGGCUCGUAUGCCGUGCAGGCUGAGCUCGGAGACUUCGACCCGGAGGAUCACGGUACCGACUAUGCCAGUGACUUCCGCUUCGCCCCGAACCAGACCCGCGAGCUGGAGGAGAGGGUGAUCGAGCUGCACCGCACCUACAGGGGGAUGACACCCGCAGACGCUGAAAUCAGCUUUCUUGAAAAUGCCAAGAAGCUCUCAAUGUACGGAGUGGACCUGCACCAUGCCAAGGACUCUGAAGGCAUUGACAUCAUGCUGGGGGUCUGCGCCAAUGGGCUGCUCAUCUAUCGGGACCGACUGCGGAUCAAUCGCUUCGCCUGGCCCAAGAUCCUCAAGAUCUCCUACAAGAGGAGCAACUUCUACAUCAAGAUCCGGCCCGGAGAGUAUGAGCAGUUCGAGAGCACCAUUGGCUUCAAGCUGCCAAACCACCGGGCUGCCAAACGUCUCUGGAAGGUCUGCAUUGAGCACCACACCUUCUUUAGGCUGGUGUCCCCCGAGCCACCUCCCAAAGGAUUCCUGGUAACGGGCUCCAAGUUCCGAUACAGCGGGCGGACACAGACCCAAACGCGGCAGGCCAGCGCCCUCAUCGACAGGCCGGCCCCUACAUUCGAGAGGUCAGCCAGCAAGAAGUACCUGCUGUCACGCAGCAUGGAUGGAGAGUUCUCCCGCCCAGCCUCUGUCCUCGGAGAGAACCACGAGGGAGUGGCGCAGCGCAGCGCCAGCGAGAGGCAGCGGAGACGAUCGGGAGACGAGCAGGACGAGGAGGGUUCCUACAGAGCCACCUCGCCCACCAAGAUCAAAGAGUUCAAGAAGGAGGAUGUGGAGGGCGAGUCUCCAGCCGACAAACAGGAGUCGGAUCAGGAUUCCACCCCCCAACCCAAACAAGAGUUCCAGGACAAGACAGAGGAUGUGUUGCUGAAGCACCAGGCCAGCAUCAACGAGCUGAAGAGGGCCUUGAAGGAACCCAACAGCAAGCUGGUCCACCGGGAAAAACGGCUUUCCGCCACCUCCCAGAAAUACGGGGGCUCGCCUGGGACCACGCCGGAGAAGAAGCCUGCGUCGGGAGAAGAGGGGAGGGAGGAGCCUGUGGCCACUGCUCUAGAAGGCUUCACCCAGAAGACUGUGGUAUCUUCGCCCGAGGGCUCUGAGGAGUGGGUAUUUAUUGAAAAGCAUAUCUCCAGCCAAGAGGAGCUGGCUGUUGCAUUGAAAGAUAAGAAGGAAAAGUCUUCUGCUCAGGAUCAGGAGCAAACUGUAGACUCCCUAUACAGAACAGAGGAGGAAAACCCUGCUGUGGUAAGCUCACAGGAGGAGGCUGUUCAAGAAUCGGGAGGCACUCAAGAGGGCAAGGAUAUGAUGGAGGACCAGGAUGCUGCAGAAGAGACAGUGGUUCAGGAAACUUUGGAUGAGAAAGUACUGACCGAUGAAAAAGCCCCUUCAGCACAAGAAUCUGGAGCAGAAUCAUCCAAACCACAGAAUCAUGAAAAACAACUAGAUGACACUGUAGCUGUCUGUCAAGAGGGAACUCAAGCCCAACAUUCUUUGGGUGAAUCUGUAAAAGAGAAGCAAGACAAUAAGGCACAACUAACUCAGGACUCUGGAGGUGUUUCUGAAAUUGAGGCUGACUCCUCGGUCUUGGAAACCCAAGAUGAACGACAGACUGACUCUGUUAGAGUCCAGAGGGAGCCAAGACCACAAAGCCUCAACCUUGGGAAGCCUGCAGACCUGUUUUAUGAGACAGAGCAACCACACACUGGAGAGGAAAAUAAGGAUCUGGAGAGUGACGAAGAAACACCACCAGAUAAAAUAAACAAUGAAGGAAAUGAAGCUGAAGAAUAUAUGUCAGACUUUCAGGAGACGAUGACUGUUUCAUCAGAACCGUACUUGCAAAUGGAAGAAGUGGAGAGACCAAAGUCACCUUCUUCCCCAGAAAAGCAGACUUCCUUCCUCCAAAAUGCAACAGAGGUGCAAUCAAAACCAAAAUCAGAACCUCCGGAUUCUAGGCCAUCCUUAAAGCAAGAAGAGACAAGCCCUAAUAAAGUUAAAGGGGAUGAACUAGCUCCCUUUCUGAAUGAGGAGGAAGCAAAAGUAGGAGUUGGCGACCGUGGAAAAUCUGAAACUGAGGAAGAUGAGAAAAAGACAGUUACCAUGACAGAGGAAAAAUCUUUAAUUAAAACAUGCUCAGUUCUGAGUGUGACAGAACCCUCCAAAGACACAGAGAAAACAGUUUUUCCAGAUGGGGAGGAAAUCCAAAAAGUAGAGGACAAAACGAUAGAAAAGAGGAUUAGUCACCAAGCAGACAACGGAGCAGACUCAACCGGGUCUACAGGAGCUGCCGAGGCAGAGGCGCAAAUGGAUCUUGAGCCAAAGCAACCAGAAACUAUUGAACUGACUGCGCCUACAGUAGCUGAGGAAGAAACAUCAGAGAAAGACUUUCCUGUAAACGAUAAAUCUGAGAAGCCAGAGCCUCUGAACAAAGAAAAAGCAGAAGACUCCUUCACAGAGGAACAGUCUUCUGAAGCUGAAAAGAAAGCACUCAAAAGUCAUGAGAGUUCAAAAGAAAAAUCUCCUGGAAAUGAUGAGGGACAGACUACCAUUAGAGAGCAGGUAGAAGAGGGCCCAGUCAUCCUAUUUCCGGAGACAGACAUAAGGUGUGAAGCUGAUGGUGAGGAGGCAAAGGAAGACAGGUUUUCCGAACUCGCAGAACCAGGAGCAAAAGAAUCCAGAAAAGUAGGAGAUGGUGAAUAUAAGAAGGGAGACUUGGAAUUAAAACCAGGUGAGGACGACAGUCAGAUUACUGCCCUGGGAAGUGAGAGCCAGGGACCAGGUGCAGAAAGCAAUCGGGACCGUUCUGGAAAGGACGAUUCAAGUUUGUGUGAAAGCAAAUCAAAUGAGUUGAUACCAGAUAGCAGGAAGCUAGACGAGGAGUCAUCUGGUUUCCACACACCUGACCCAAGCCUAGUUGCUGUUGCCACCCUAACUACUCAGGAAAGCAAACAGAAGGCUAGCGACCAACAUAGUCAUGACAAACCUGAGGAACAUGCUGGCAAGUCAACUCAUGGGACCGAUGAAAUGGAGAAAGGGGAGACUGGAGAGACUGUGGAUGCGGGGAAGGAUCUUGAGUCUGAACAAAAAAAUCAACCGGAUGAACAGGCUGACAAAAAAGCACAGGACACCCAGUGCUCAGACACCAAGACAGAGACAGCCCGUACAGAUAUGCCAGAGGUUCCGGCAAAACCAGUAAAGCGCCAGGGGCCUGCCGUGCCCCCCAGACCCAGCCGAACUUUCCCCAAGGACCCUGGCCCGGAAGUGGCAAAGAAGAAACACGUGGAGCCCCUCGCCACUCCCGCCAUUCAUGAAGAAGCACUUGACGAAUCACAGAGAGAGCCGUGGGAGCGGCGGCUGGGCUCGGCCUCAGAGGAUGACCAGGAGAGGGAGACGUUGUACCUGAAGGAGACACACCUGGGCAUUGAGCGCAAGUGCUCCAGCAUCACUGUCAGCUCCACCUCCAGCCUGGAGGCCGAGGUGGACUUCACCGUCAUCAUGGACCUUCACACCGGCGUGGAGGAGUUCUCCAAGGGCAUGUCGGAGCUGGGGGGGCGGGACAGGCUGCCUGAGGUGGACCGGGACGACUUUGAGGAGACCUCUUGCUUCUUCUCGGCCAGGCUCAUGUCUACCCAGGAGAAACCUCCAGAGGAGAUGCAAGGCAAAGGCUUAGAAGAUCUGUCCCACCACGAGGAAUGUAUGCUAAACCGCCAUCUUUCAUCUGUGAAGACCUGCGCUCUCCUUGAAUCCGAGACUUGCGAGCCACUAGACACAGAGAACAAAACUACUGUUGUGAGCACUGCGCCGUCCCUCAAUAAGACAGAUGCCAAGGCUGAAGAGCCUUCAACUGAAGCUUCCGUUGUAUCCCAAACCAAGACUACAAAAACAGAGGCAACUGAGCAGGUGAUGGGGAACAGCUGCACUGGCAAGGAGACCGCGACAGUGUCCCGGACAGUCACAACACUGGCAGCGGCAGUGUCACCGAAUCACAGCGUCGUCACUGGAAAAGAGGCUCCUCCCAGCCCCCAGCCUGCGCCCCCCGAGACCAGCUCGCCUGUGAAAACUGGUACCCUUGGGAGGGCGGUGGGAACUGUCACCACGGAAACAGUUUCCUCAGCAACCACUACACACGUUACCAAGACAGUGAAAGGCGGGUUCUCAGAGACCAGGAUUGAGAAGAGGAUUAUCAUCACUGGAGAUGACGAUGUGGAUCAGGACCAGGCCCUCGCCAUGGCAAUUCAGGAGGCCAAGCAGCAGCAUCCAGACAUGCUGGUUACCAAGGCAGUGGUUGUCAGGGAAACAGAAUCCUCUUCUCUGGAGAAACACAGGAAAUCACAGUCCUGAUCUCUGUCAGCUUGCUCUGGAGACCAGGGCUCCUGUUGGGAAGGGGACCGGAGGGGAUUCUCGCCUGCUAUUGCCCACCUCUGCCCCUGAGCCCCCGGCUGCUUCGAAACAUCACCACAACACGCCGGCAAACAAAGAAAGACAGAGAAACCGAACAAAACCACAAGAGGACAACUUUAACCAAACGAAUAAAAACAACCACAAAAAACACUGAACCCAAGGCUGCUGUUUUACCUGCCAACACUCUUCCUCAACCCUCCCCAGCCCCCAGCCCCCUCCAGCACUGCCCCACAUCCGCCUGUGAGUGCACACAGGAUCUUCAUGACUGGCCAGUGCAUGUAAAAACCUGCAGAGCUUCCAACAGGGACGUGCCAUUGCACCUGCUAUAGAUAGCCUUGUGGAAACCCAGCUGAGUUUGUCAAGCACUUUGUCAGCUUAGCCAUAGCCAUUGCGGGCUUAACAUUAGCUUAACCAGUGUUUUGGAACACGACAUGAGAGAUCCAGACCAGAGACCAGUUCAACAGGGCUACAGGAUUAAGAUUUGUGCAAAAAGUGCCCCGUACAGGUGAAGUGAAACCCACAUACCCUUUAAGAUAGAACCUGAAAGAUCAGUCAGCGCACUAGGUGAGAAUGAUUAUUGAAACAGUUUUAUAAAGGCAAGCUCCUUACUGUCUUCCACCUCUAGGGGGAAGUAUAAGCCCUAGCCUGACUCCUGUAGCCCUGUCUAAGUGCUUGCACACCUGCUUGUACAGCUUCACCAGUAGGAGGCAGUAAACACUAGGCGUGGAUCUCCACGUUUAUUUGUUUUUCAGUACAUAGUUUACACCACUACCUCUGUUUUCGUCCCCCAGUUUCAUCAGGCACAGGUUAUAAACCGGAGCCAUUCUAGCAUUGUGUUGUGGGAAAAUAUUAAAAGCUCUCCCAAGAACUGCAGCUUGAAGAGGGAGGCAUGAAAGGACUGCAGUGGCACAGCUAAAAAAACAAAGGGCAAAAACAAGGCAUUGUAGGACUGAAUCCCCCUUUUACAAGAUGAACUCCUUGUCUUGCAAAUCACACUGUUCAGCAGGAUUUAAUCACAGAAAUCAACUCCGGGACCCGUUCUCCUGUACAGUGAGCAGGCUGAAAUUUAAAAGAAAUACCACGGGCUCACCUCCUGGUUUCCUAACCCUGCCUCUUAUCAUUUUCUAUGACGAUCAGUCACGUAGUAUCAUUAAAGCAAAAUGGGUUUAAUAGGUGAGUUUUCUGAAAUGCUACACUAUUGAAAUGUGAGAUUUUUUUCUUUGUUUUUAAAUUAUGUUGUAUGAAUUUACUUGUGUAUUUAUAUGAGAAUGGUGAAUGCGAGUUUGCUGGGGCUUUCUUUCCCUAAAAGCGAGUGCAGGAUUUGGCAUCAGGAUAAAAGUAAAUCAUGUAGCAGCAUGGAGCAGGUGGGGUUUGUGUGGCAUUGAAAAGGCGAUGGCCUGACUGAAUGCCACGUGAAAUUGGGACUGCAACACUGAAUACAUGCACUGAGCAGAAUUGUGCUUUUCAUCAUGACUGGGGAAUAUACAGUGAGGCAGUUACUUGCUUGGGCUUUAGAGUGAAUGCUAUUGUAGAACAUACAGCAAUAGGCUUUACAAGAUCCAUAGGAACUACAAUUUGAGAUUAGUGUAAGCACAGCUAUGGAAGGUCUAGCAAUAACUGUGAAAAGGGAUUUAAUAUCGCAUCUGCAGUAUAUCGCCUAAAGGUUGACCAUAGUGUUACCCUGGUGUUUACUGUGACACUAGAUUUAUUACAGCAUCUAGCUUUUUUCUCUCUCCUCUUUCUUGCACCUGAUUAGGGAAGGGAAAGACAAGCUCAGCACCACUGCUGUUGAACUGGUUUAGUUUUGUUUCUGAUGUUUUUUUUUUAUUUGUGUUUUUUUAUUUUUUUUGUUUGAUUUAUUUUACAUUUUGUCCUCUUACUGCUGGAGUUUGUGGCUCAUGUGUGUUACGUGAACGGUUUUAUAGUUAAUGCCAGCAAUGGUAAAUGCAAAAGGGGUCUCCAGCCAAUGCCAUCCAGAUCAAUAAAAUCCAGCCCUCUCCUAACUCACAGCCCCCAGAUCAGGGUUCUUCAAAUAAUCAAUUACUUUAAAAAGGAUACACUUAAGAAAACAACCAAUUACUAGGGUCCUUAAUGCUAACAGUGUUCUCUAACGGUAAGCCCAACUGUGCCCCCUGCUGGUGAUAACUGUCCUUGUUUCAGCAAUGCUCAGCCUGGGAGCUAAAGGAAUACUAUUUAGUUGAUUAAAAUGAAUAACCAGAAAAAUCUCUUAAUUUUCAUUCACGGUUGUCCUUUUUUAUUAUUAGCAACCAGGAGUGAUGUCUUUUAAGGGUAAUUCAUAUCUAUGAAUCAAUAUCUGUCAAAAGAUAUUGAUUCGAAAAAGCAGUCCCUAAAUUAUAUGAUCCCUUAAAAAAAAAAAAGAAAAACUUAAUUUGUAAGACCUUCUUGUAUCCUGGUUCCCCCAAGAGAGUUGACCCUUACUGCAGCGUAUGGUAAAAGCAUAGGAACAUUGGGAAGGCUACAUGGUAAAGCAAAAAGAAAACUGCAAAAUCAUCAAGCAAGCUGACCCACGUAAACAUCUCCAAUGGGAAGCCUGUCUUUACCAUUGCUGGCAGUGCUGGAAGCAAGAGCUUUGUGCACUGCGUCCUGGAAGCAGUCGAACCGCAGUCUGACCCUCCUUGCUUCGUGCACGGCUAGUAGGAGCACUUACUCAACCCCCACUCCUGCCCUUUGCUCUACAUUGCCCCCUAGUGCUUGGUGGUGUGUGCUUGCUGUAUUUGCAUUUGGUCAAAGUGAAAUAAAUGUCUCAGUGCAAUUCA